CAAUAGAAAGCCUGCGAUGUCCAUCGCUCUUUCUGAAAGUCAAUUAUCUUUCAUUGACUCGCCAUCUUUUCUUAAGCUUCCUCGAGGGUCAAAAGCUACUGAAUGCAAUUCUCCAUAUGCGGAGAAAAGUUUGUCCGAGUCAAAUAAGAUGCUAACCGAAGAAGUUGAGAGGCUGAAAGCUGAGGCUAGGAAUCUUGAAACACAAUGUCACCUUGGGAACCAGAAGAUUCAAGAAUGUCAACGUCAAAUUGAGGAAACAUGGUUAUUGGCGAAGGAGGAAGCAUCGAAGUUGAAAGCUGCAAAAGAAGUUAUAAAGGCUUUGGCUUUACGGCUUCACACCAUGAAAGGGAAGGUAUCUUCCACGAAAACUGGGAUUGAUGUCAGCUCACCCAGAACCAAGCUUGUGGAUAGAAAAAGUCCUUCCCUCGAGCACCCUAUGCCUGUUGCUACUCGUGUGCCUUCUGAUGUCAAAUCACCGAAACAAAGAAAAAUGGAUAAUGUAACUGAUGCUAGUCUACCCAUAACCAAGCUUGUGGAAAGAAAAAGUCCUUCCCUCGAGCAUCCUAUGCCUGUUGCUACUCGUGUGCCUUCUGAUGUCAAAUCACCGAAAGAAAGACAAAUGGAUAAUGUAACUGAUGCCAGUCUACCCAUAACCAAGCUUGUGGAUAGAAAAAGUCCUUCCCUCGAGCAUCCUAUGCCUGUCGCUACUCGUGUGCCUUCUGAUGCCAAAUCACCGAAAGAAAGACAAACGGACAAUUCAUGUCUCUCUCCUAUUAUUUCCUCGGGUAAGUUGCAUUCCAUGCGUGGUAAUACCAUUUGCCAUGAGAACAGUAGAUCUCUGGAGACUUCACUUGCUACCGCAACAGAACCUCCGCAAAAUGUAUCUAAAGCUUCAAAGCUGGAAUGGGUGGAACAGUAUGAACCUGGUGUAUAUGUUACGUUCACAACUUUGCCUUCCGGUCAGAAGGGACUUAAGCGCGUGAGAUUCAGCCGCAAGCGAUUCACAGAGAAGGAAGCUGGGAAGUGGUGGGAGGAUAAUCAGGGUGUAGUUUAUCAGAAAUAUGGUAUUGAUGGAUACACUGGUUCAAAUCAAAAUCAAAUGAGAAGUUAAUUAUUCGUUAUUAUUCUUCCUCUGCUUUCUUUUGAUGAUUCAUCAAAAUUGCAUUGGUUCCCAUAUGGAACAAUGCCAAAGAUUUUGCUUUAGUUAAGGGUCCUUCAAUGGAGGUAAAUUUAUAUAUAUACACAACAGAUUCCCUGCAAUGCAAGUAGGUAGACAGCUUCUUCUUCUUCUUCUUCAUCUUCUUCUUCUUCUUCUUGCUCAAGUUUGUUCAUAUUGGUGGUCUCUGGCUUCUAUGCCUCUUUGUAUAGAUGAGCAAUAAAAUAAAACCACCUGCUUCUCCCUCUCUCUAUCUCUCUCUCUCACUACA
This is a messenger RNA of Carica papaya (papaya), 1427 nucleotides long. The record is from RefSeq and is a predicted model, not a curated record. Lineage: Eukaryota; Viridiplantae; Streptophyta; Magnoliopsida; Brassicales; Caricaceae.